Molecule: messenger RNA, 1657 nt
Organism: Ectocarpus siliculosus
Lineage: Eukaryota; Phaeophyceae; Ectocarpales; Ectocarpaceae
Source: the annotation of a GenBank genome assembly
CAUCGUGAGCCGUGUAAAUAGCCCUCUCUCAACGGUUUAGCUUCGUCUCGAAAACUACCCUCCACAUCAAAAUGAAGGCUGUCUUUGCUCUGUGCGCGGCGAUGGUGGCGGGCGCCCAGGCGUUCGUGCCCACCACGACCGCCUUCAGCGGAGCCCGCGUGGCCUCGCCCGCCUCCGCGUCCGCCGCCACCACCACCCCUCGCAUGGCCGCGGGUAGCUUCAGCGUGUUCGACAACGCGCAGGCGGAGUUCGCGGCGGAGUUCCCGGAGUACUCCAAGUACGGCUGGGGCCCCACCGCUAAGGCCGAGCGGUGGAACGGGCGCCACGCCAUGUUCGGGUGGGCGGCGAUCAUCGCGACCGGCUACUGCCAGGCGCACAACCUCAUCCCCGACGCGGAUGUGGCGCUGGACCCCAAGGUGUGGGGAACCCUUGCCUACACCACGGGCACCGAGACCAUCACCAACGAGAGGGCCAUCAUCAUGAUGGGGCACGUUCACGCGCUGGCCGUGUCCGUGUGCGCGACGGUGGCACCGCUGUCCUUCCAGGACAAGCUCUUCCUUGACGUGGACGCCGGCGAGAAGGACGCCCCUGCACCGGGACUCAUCCCGUCGUUCGUGCCCGGCCUUACCCCGGAGGCCGAGAUCUUCAACGGCCGCAUGGCGAUGAUGGGCCUCGUGGUGACGGCGACCACCGCGCUCACCACCGGGCAGUCUUUCCUCGAGGUCGUUAACGCGGGCCUCGGCGGACUCCUCAUGUAAACGAUUUUGUUUUGUUUUUUGGGCUGAUUUGAAACAAAAAAACUCGAAUUUUUUCACGUUUUUUUUUCUUCUUGUUCUUGGUCUUUGACAAAUACCUGGUAGCAUUUAUCGCGCGGCUUGCAGGGGGCGGGGCGGUGGCCGGCGAAGGAAACUAAUAUUUUAGCGAUGGCGGCGGCGGCUGCUGCUAAUGCUCUGCUGGUUGUUGAUGUUGCAGGAAAAGAAAUAGACAUGAGGAGGUGCGGGUGAGGAGAACGCUUGUCGUGGCGUGUUUGGAGUGUGAUUGCCGGGAGGCCUAUGUGUCUCGGCAGCCAGUCACUUUGAUGACCGAUUUAGCACCUUCGGGCGAAGAACGGAGGUUACGCGAGCGAAGAAGUCUGUGCCCCCCUUGGUCCCUUCUGGCCACGCGAGAGGCGGUAGGUACCAAGGGUUAUUUAUGAAGUACGGCUGACUCACCGGACUACCGCCGUGGAAUUCUCUCGACCGGUGUUGUUGCCGAGCUCUCGUUCAUUUAUCCAUUACUUCUAGUAGUCGUUUGGAGAGCGAUGAACGGGCUUUUAGAGGCAAGGGGCGGGAGUCGGGGCGAGUUUUGUGGAGAACAUCGAGCGUACGUCAAGUUAUACAUAGAGGCGUUUUUAGAGGCUAGGGCUGCAGUUGUCUGGCGUUGACCCCCCCCCUCCCCCCCCCCUCCAACCCUUGAACUCGUUUGUGGUUGGUUAAUGCCUGGCUUGGCCGGAGCUUGUCUCCUCGUUUCUUGUUUUGCUUCUCGCUGGCGCUGUCUGCCGGCGGGUUCUUGACUUGGUUUCUGUCUCGAAAGGGAAAAUCCUGGUCUUAAGUUAUUCCUGCGUCACGUUGCUGUCCUGCAGAGACGAGCUAGAUUCGGAGAAUAAUAAGAAAAAAGU